Dreissena polymorpha is the source of this 1316-nucleotide messenger RNA. RefSeq lists its product as uncharacterized. The record is from RefSeq and is a predicted model, not a curated record. NCBI's taxonomy places the organism in Eukaryota, Metazoa, Mollusca, Bivalvia, Myida, Dreissenidae. The transcript has 4 exons. The coding region runs from base 159 to 1316 and encodes 385 amino acids.
GAGUCGGCAUACUUUGCAAAACGUAAAUGCUUUAUUCAUUUUGAAGUAAGUUUUAUCAUACGCAGUCGAUAUAUCAUUCAAGUAAGUUUUAUCAUACACAGUCGAUAUUAACAUCACAUACCCCGGUAAGAACAAAGGCUUACCCGGUACCACAUGCUAUGAAAGCUGAAAUUAAAACUGAAGUUGGGAAGAUGCUCGAAGCGGGCAUAAUUGAGAAAUCAAACUCAGCAUAUGCCUCACCUGUUGUUCUGGUGAAGAAGAAGGAUGGCAAUUACAGGUUUUGUGUCGAUUACAGAAAAAUCAAUGGGAUAACAAAGUUUCAUGCACAACCAAUCGGAAAUCCGGAUGCGAUGUUCCAGAAAAUGCAGAAAGGACGAUACUUUUCCAAAAUGGAUCUGGCGAAGGGUUACUGGCAAAUACCAAUGAGUGAGGAUUCGCAGCAAUACACUGCUUUCAUAACAGAGUUUGGUCUGUUUCAAUUCAAGCGUAUGCCAUUUGGGCUGGUGAAUUCAGGAGCCACAUUCACGAAGCUGAUGCGUCAUGUUUUGGAAGGACUACCAACUACGGACAGCUUUGUGGACGACAUAAUCACGCAUUCAAAGGAAUUCGAGGGACAUUUAAGAGACGUAAGAGAAGUUCUGGAGAGGCUGCGUGAUGCAAAAUUGACCAUCAAGCCAUCAAAAUGCAUGUUGGGGUACACUCACGUGGAAUUCCUAGGUCAAGAAUUGGGAGAAGGUUGCAGACGACGGCAACACACUGGCCCGGAUAAAUCUACAGCGUCAAGAGGGAAUCGUGAACUAUCAGAACUCCGAGCUUGCCAAAAAUGCCAUUGCAACCUUGAACGGAAAACUUCUGGAGGCGAAAACAUCGAAGUCGUUUCGGCCGAGCAAUACUUCCGUGAUAAGACCCAUCGAAAUGGCCACUGCACAGGCGCAAACACCGCAUGGCGGAUGUGGGAACACUCCACCACUAGUCGAGGAGGGGAAGGGGGGAAAGGAGGGUCAGGCUUCUUUAGUUUCUUUAGGGGCCAAGACGGUCAGCCCGUCGAGCCUGGGCCGAACGGGCGGGGAGGGGAGGGGGGAAAAGGCGGGGCUGGAUUUUUCGGAGGGCUUUUUGGAGGGGGUGGUCACGGGGGGAAGGGCGGGGAUCAGACCAGAGGAGGUAUUAACACCGAGCAAAGCGAUAAUGGUGCGGGAAAUGGGGGAAAGGGAGGGGCCGGCAUGUUCGGCUUGUUCAAGGGGCAGGACGGCCAGCCGGGCGAGCUGGGCCCCAAUGGGAGGGGUGGUGAAGGAGGGAAGGGAGGUGGUUCCCGGUAA